GAAUCUUUCCCACGAUCCAAAAUGGAUCCCGAAGAGGAAGCGAGGUUGGACGAGGAAUACCCAAAUCGACCGAAGAAUGAUAAACAUAGUCUCCCGUUUAGGGAGUUGAUCAUGAGUGUGUUUGAGCCGUUGUUGCGGAAUGUGAAGAAGCCCACAGCCGGUGCUGGAAGGGGGAGGGUCGCGGUAAAUCCGGCGGAGGUGAGGAAGAAGAUUAUUCAGACGUUUAUUCAGAGGUGGAGGAAGGGCGUUGGGGCCGAUAUCUAUCCUGCUUUUCGGUUGAUCAUGCCAGACCGCGACAGAAACCGUCUAAUGUACGGCAUAAAAGAAUCCGCCCUCUCCAAAAUCCUCCCAAAAGUCCUCUCCCUCUCCCCCGACUCCGAAGAUGCGCAAUCCCUCCGCGGGUGGAAAGCUAUCCAAGACUCGAAAAGGACUGCGGGUGACUUUGCGGGUCGCUGUUAUGAGGUUAUCUCCAAACGCCCAGCGGUUACCGAGAUGGGUGAUCUCACGAUCGAUCAAGUCAAUAACCUCCUUGACCAGCUCUCGCGUGUGUCCAAAGAGGAUGAACAGAGGGUUAUCAUCACCGAAUUCUACAAGCGAAUGAGUCCGGUGGAGAUGAAGUGGUUAAUCCGGAUCAUUCUGCGACAAAUGAAAAUCGGAGCGACAGAGAAGACAUUUUUCGAUCAAUGGCACCCCGAUGCGGAGAGAUUAUUCAACGUCUGCUCCUCCCUUCGCCGCGUAUGCUGGGAACUCUACGACCCAGGCUUCCGCCUCGAAGGCGACAAAACCGAACUUCAACUCAACCAAUGUUUUCAGCCUCAACUGUGUUCCUUCCAGAAAAGGGAUUUCGCGAGUACGGUGGAGAGUUUGGGAAGGCAGCAUAAGACGUUUUGGAUUGAGGAGAAGUUGGAUGGGGAGAGGAUUCAGAUGCAUUAUGAUCGAGGGAAUUAUAAGUUUUUUUCAAGAAAGGGAAAGGAUUAUACGGAUAUGUAUGGGGCCAGGGCGGAUGAUCCCACCGCGGGGUUCACCAAGCAUCUUGCCGGCGUGUUCUCUGACAACAUCCAAAAUUUAAUCCUUGACGGCGAAAUGGUAACUUGGGACCCUAUCGCCGACCGCAUGGUCGCCUUCGGAACCCUAAAAUCCGCAGCGAAGGACGAACAAGUUCGGGAGACAAGCGAUAACGCCGGUCACCGACCAUUCUACCUCGUAUACGACAUCUUGUACCUAAACGGGAAAUCACUAUGUCUACAAAUUUUAUCUCAGCGCCGCGACAACAUUCUGGGCAAGAUGGUGGAGCAGGGAUACAUGAAGGAGAUCAAGAGGAGAUUUGAGCUGCAUAGGUAUGUGGAGGGAAGGGCGGUGAAGGAUGUCGAGGUGCAGUUUAGGAGGGUGGUUGAGCAGGGGAGUGAGGGGUUGAUCUUGAAGGAUCCGGACAGUAUCUAUAUUCCGAGUUCGAGGAGUGGAAAGUGGGUUAAAAUCAAGCCGGAGUACAUGAAGGAGUUCGGAGAGAACCUUGAUCUCCUUGUUCUUGGGGGAUAUUACGGUGGUGGUCGGCGCGGAGGAACACUGAGUUCCUUCAUGUGCGGACUCCGAAUCGACGACCCAAAUGAACCGGGUGAACCCGUCAUGAAGUUUUGGUCCUUCUGCCGUGUAGGCGGAGGCUUUAGAGCGGAGGACUAUGCAAAGAUAAGGCAUGAAACGGAAGGAGCGUGGCAGAAAUGGGAUACGAGGAAUCCGCCUACGCAUGUGAUGGAGCUUGCAGGGAACCAGACGUUUCAGAGGCCGGAUGAGUGGAUUAUGCCGGAUAAGUCUUUCGUGAUUCAAGUCAAAGCAGCACAGAUCAUCGCGUCAGAUGAAUGGAAAACGGGCCUGUCUCUUCGGUUUCCACGGUUUCAACGGUUUAGGCCUGAUAGGGAUUGGACGAAUGCGCUAAAUUGGGAAGAUUUCUUGGAGCUUAAGAACCAGGCGGCGCAUGAGCAGGAAGAGAGGAAACUGGAGGUCCAAAAAAAGCGCGUGAGAACGUCGAGAAGCAAGCAGGUUUUCACCGUGUAUGGUGCUGAGGGUCACGAUGAAGUGGUGAAGAAUCAGUAUGGAGCGGCGACUUCCGAAAUUUUCAAGGACCUUUCUUUCUAUGUAAUGACUGAAAUGGUCGCACCCAAGAAGGAGUCGAAAGUCGCCCUUGAAGCGCUUCUGAGAGACCAUCUAGCACACAUAUUUCAGUCUGAAAAUGCUAGUCCCGAUGUUAACUGCAUCGCGGACAGGAACCUCGUCAAAGUCGCGGCUCUAGUCAAGCGCGGUAAGCACGACAUCAUCAAGCCAGCAUGGGUUCUGGACAGUAUUGAAGCAGGUUACCCAUUACCUUUGGAACCAAGGUACAUAUAUUUUGCUACGGAACAGACCGUGCGAGAGAUGAAGGAGAAUGUCGACGAAUUUGGAGACUCAUACACCACCGAGAUCAAGGUGGAGGAACUGUCGAAUGUUCUCGAUAAUGUCAAUGUGGAUAUUGACAAGGUGGGGGACCGAGAGGAAAUUAUCAGGGACUUCAUGGAAGAGUAUGGCGAGGAAGAAGUCCUGCCCGGCUGGUUAUUCGCACGAUGUACAGUAUACCUAGAUACCCCCCAACUUGGACAAAAGUAUGGCCUGGCUGAAGCCAGUCAGGACGGAAAGAGGGAAGACGUGAACAGCAGACUAUACCUCGUCUCCACCACGCUCGCCUUCGCUGGAGCACAUAUCUGCACAGACUUCUACGAUAAUGACAUCACGCAUGUCGUUGUCGAUCCAAGUGACAGAUCAAGGUUGCGAAAGCUCCGGGCCCGCUUGGCAUUACGAGACAAACAGCCAAGGGUGGUGAGUGCUGCGUGGGUUGAGGAGUGCUGGAAGGAGAAGACGUUACUGGACGAGGAGGCGUUCGGCGUAUAA
Molecule: messenger RNA, 2916 nt
Organism: Saitoella complicata NRRL Y-17804
Lineage: Eukaryota; Fungi; Ascomycota; Saitoellomycetes; Saitoellales; Saitoellaceae
Product: DNA ligase 4
Exons: 13
Coding region: 22-2916 (964 amino acids)
Biological process (GO): double-strand break repair via nonhomologous end joining; DNA recombination; nucleotide-excision repair, DNA gap filling
Cellular component (GO): DNA ligase IV complex
Molecular function (GO): DNA ligase (ATP) activity; DNA binding; ATP binding
Source: RefSeq, a predicted model, not a curated record